Messenger RNA from Peromyscus leucopus (white-footed mouse), 1510 nucleotides. RefSeq names its product testis expressed 28 (gene Tex28). Lineage: Eukaryota; Metazoa; Chordata; Mammalia; Rodentia; Cricetidae. The coding region runs from base 2 to 1267 and encodes 421 amino acids. The record is from RefSeq and is a predicted model, not a curated record. The transcript is spliced from 4 exons. Gene Ontology annotation, cellular component: endomembrane system.
UAUGGUAUUGAAGAUACUGUUCAGCCAUAUUCUUGAUUUUAUUGAUGCUAUUAAGAAGUCAGAUUGCAGUCUGAAAGUCAUGGUUUUAAAGGUGGAAAGCACCAAGAGCUCAAGUGCAACCCUCCCCACCAACGUGCCCUCCUACAGGUCCCUGUCCUCCCAUGAGGAUUGCCCUACCAGUCACACCAGCUUCUCAGAUGGCGAGCUUGCCCGGAACGUGAGGGAAGGUGUCAAACAUCGAAUCUUCUACCUCUCAGAGCAGCUGAGAGUGGAGAAGGCCAGUAGGGAUGAGAAUACCAUGAGCUACCUCAAGCUGGUAUCCAAAGCUGACCGGCACCAGGCCCCACAUAUCCGACAGGCCUUUGAGAGGGUGAACCAGCGCACCUCUGCCACUAUUGCUCACAUAGAACGAAAGCUCUAUCAGUGUCACCUGCAGCUGAAGGAGCUGGAAGAGGGCUGCAGCCCUACAAGCUCAGUGCUGAAAGUGGGCAGUGGCAUGGACAGCCAUAAGCCAGGUGGAGAAGAUAGCUUGCCCAUCAACAUAGCUAGGCCCUACACUCUGGAAGGUCACUUGUCAGUCUUGCAACAGAGGAAAUUCUCAGACAAAAAGUAUGUGGCCCAGCAACAAAAGCUGCUGUUGCAGAAGAUGAAGGAAGAACUGACAGAAGCCAAGAAGGUUCAUGCUGGCCUUCAGGUCUCUCAUCAAAGCCUCAAGGAAAGACAUGUGACUGAUGUGCGGGAGAUACUAGAGUCCCUCCAGGAAAAGAAAACCAGACAAUCACUGAUGGAAGAACAGGUGAAUGAUCACUUGCAGAGAUACCUGGAUGAGAUUUGCCACCUCAAACAGCAUUUGGCAUGCACUGAAGAGAAAAUGGCCUAUUUGUCCUAUGAAAGAGCCAAGGAAAUAUGGGAUGUAAUGGAGACUUUCAAGAGCAGAAUAGCCAAGCUAGAAACUCUACAGCAAGCUACCCAACUGGAGAUGAUGGCCAGCAUCAGAACCCGUCCCAAGGACUUUUUGUUCAGAUUCAUAAGCCUGCUUCUUACACUGACCACUAUCCUCUUGGUCUUGGUCUCUACCUUGUGUUCUUGCCCCUUGCCCCUGCUCAACUCACGCCUGCGCACAUUCACUAUAUUUGUGUUGAUUGGCCUUGGAAUUUUGGCCUGGCAGAAGCGGCAUAUCAUCUCCAUCAUGGACUGGCAGGCCUGGGUUCCCUUUAAGUGGAGACCAGACUUCAAGGAUGCUAAGCCUCUAUUAGAUGGACACUGAAGGACAAGGAGUCUCAACUACUUGAAUUUGUUCAUUACUUCCCUCUUUCCAGAUGUUAAGGGCACCCAGUAAGCCUUCCCUAGAGAGUUACUUUGUUGCCCUCAUCUUCUUAAUUCUGUAACCACCAGCCCAGUGAGAUAUAUGCAGAUGCCAACUUGCCUUCUCCUUCCAAUUUUCCACGAUCUUUUCAUAACAUCUAUAGACAUGGGGAUUGGAUUAAAAAACGAAAGAAACCAUAUGUUC